CUCAAUUUACGUAGAUGGAACUGUAGCUCUUAUCGUAUUAUCUUUUCUCACUAAACACAUGGUAUUAUGUAUCUGAAGUGAUUAAUUAAUCAUGGUAACAGAAAUAUUAGAAUCCUACUCCAUUUACAUUGAAGAGAGUUGUACAUUCCUUUUAUACUAGUUAUAAUUUAUUUUAUUGGCGAGAGUUAUCAUAAAAAACAUUAUUGUAAAUUUCAAUAGUACCUUCAAUAUAAUUUACAUAAUUUUACAGUAUAUUAUAAUAUAUUGCCUGCAAACGCAAUGAAAUAUAUAAUGUUGAUAUAAGAAUUCAUCUUACAAUAUUUCUAAAUAAUUCGUUACCUUGUGCCUAAAAACAUUUAGCACUGCUAUUUUACAUAUAUUUGCUUCUAUCUAAAUAGAUAAAUAGAGAAAUAGUGUGGCAGUUCAGAAACACAAAAAAGAACUACGGAAUAGUAUAAAUGACAAUUUACAGUGAAUAUGGAACAAAAUCAUCAAGAAAUAUUUAUCGUGUGCUAAUAAUUCUGGCUUUAGCUAUUCAGACUUGUAAAACAUGGCAUUACUUAAAGAAUGGAUUCCAUCCUGACCUGCGAAGUAAACAGCUUUUGAGUGAUGAACAGAAAAUACGCUAUUCAACUAUUGGUACCUUUGGAAAUAAGAACAAGAUGCCAAACAUAGUUUUAAUACUGACUGAUGACCAAGAUGUUGAGCUUGGUUCAUUAAACUUCAUGCCAAAUACCUUAAAACUUAUACGAGAUAGAGGCGCGGAGCUACGUCACGCUUAUGUUACCACUCCAAUGUGCUGUCCAAGUCGAAGUUCACUCCUAACAGGACGUUAUGUCCACAAUCAUCAAGUUUUUACUAACAAUGAUAACUGCAGCAAUUCGGAAUGGCAACAUGAUAACGAGCCGUACACAUUUGCAACUUAUUUAAGUCACGCCGGCUAUCAUACAGGUUACUUCGGCAAAUAUUUGAAUAAAUAUGAUGGAUCAUACGUGCCUCCAGGCUGGCGAGAGUGGGGUGGCCUUAUAAUGAACUCACGUUAUUAUAACUACAGUAUCAACAUAAAUGGCAAAAAAAUCAAACAUGGUUUUGACUACAAUAAAGAUUACUAUCCCGAUUUGAUAGCUAACGAUAGUGUGGCUUUUAUCAGACAGAGUAAACACAUACUUUCACAAAAGCCAAUGAUGCUUGUUGCCAGUUUUCCGGCACCACAUGGCCCUGAAGAUUCUGCCCCUCAAUAUUCUGACUUAUUUUUCAAUGUUACUACACAUCAUACACCAGUAUAUGAUUAUGCACCGAAUUUAGAUAAACAAUGGAUUCUUCAGGUAACGCAAAAAAUGCAGCCAAUUCACAAGCAAUUCACUGAUUUUCUUAUGACAAGACGGUUACAAACUCUUCAAAGCGUUGACGCGGCUGUUGAAAAAAUUUGUCAGGAACUCCAGAUUUUGAAUGAACUGGAAAAUACAUACAUAAUCUAUACUUCAGAUCAUGGAUAUCAUUUGGGUCAAUUUGGUCUUGUUAAAGGAAAAAGUUUUCCAUUUGAAUUUGAUAUCAGGGUGCCUUUUUUGAUUCGAGGACCUGAUAUUGAGCUAGGAUCAAUAAUAGAUCAAGUCGUAUUAAAUAUUGACUUAGCACCAACUUUUUUGGAUAUAGCUGGAGUUGAAAUACCCUCCAGAAUGGAUGGACGUUCAUUCAAGAACCUAUUUCUCAAUAAUAAUAUUGGACAACGUUUAAAACGAGAAUGGCCUGACACUUUCUUAAUUGAAUCAUCUGGUAAACGUGAAAUGACAUUAUUCCAAUCACCAUCAAUAUCCCAAAUUGCACAAAUGUCCAACCUGCUAUAUCAGAAACAUAGCACUUCAAAUAUCAAAUAUAAAAAUAUAUCCAAAGCAGAAAUAAUUAAUAGUCGCAUCAAACAGAACUAUUGUGAUCAGUAUAAUAUAAAUUUCAAAUUAAAGACAAAUCAAUCAACAAAGAUUUCAGAAAAAUAUAUUAAGUGGAUCAUUUGCAAACAGUACCAAAGUUUUCUACAGUAUCGAUGUCAAUCACAAAGGAAAAGUUACUCUUGUUCUACACCUACAGGUUUUUUCUACACACGUAUUCGCGACAACUAUUCAACCGGACCAUACUAUUUGUUUAAUAAUGAAGAUGAAUUUUCACUCUACUCAGGUAAAGUAUUAAACAAUCACUGCUAG
Messenger RNA from Phymastichus coffea, 2195 nucleotides. It is a transcript of the gene Sulf1, whose product is annotated as extracellular sulfatase SULF-1 homolog. Gene Ontology annotation, molecular function: glycosaminoglycan binding; N-acetylglucosamine-6-sulfatase activity. The record is from RefSeq and is a predicted model, not a curated record. The transcript is spliced from 8 exons. The coding region runs from base 459 to 2195 and encodes 578 amino acids. NCBI's taxonomy places the organism in Eukaryota, Metazoa, Arthropoda, Insecta, Hymenoptera, Eulophidae. Gene Ontology annotation, biological process: glycosaminoglycan metabolic process.